Molecule: messenger RNA, 6640 nt
Organism: Acipenser ruthenus (sterlet)
Lineage: Eukaryota; Metazoa; Chordata; Actinopteri; Acipenseriformes; Acipenseridae
Product: high mobility group protein HMGI-C
Exons: 6
Coding region: 616-1026 (136 amino acids)
Biological process (GO): regulation of DNA-templated transcription
Cellular component (GO): chromatin; nucleus
Molecular function (GO): DNA binding; transcription coregulator activity
Source: RefSeq, a predicted model, not a curated record
CACCCAUCGGGAAAGGUGUUUAUAUCUAUCUAUCUAUCUAUCUAUCUAUCUAUCUAUCUAUCUAUCUAUCUAUACCCAUCCUCAUUCACAGUCCGUGGGCUGGUUUCAAAUAAUUUUACCAACCCCAGCAAAAAAAAAAAAAGGACUUCUUCCCCAAACUCCUAUAACACUAGCUGUGGUGAUUGUAAGACGUAUAUCCUAUAUAGGGUUGUGCAUGGUCUAGACGCGCAGUGUCACCGUUUCAUUUCACUGUGCUCUGAUUUGUAGUGAGCCAAUCUUAAUUCAUAUUGAUCGCUGCCUUUCCAUUUACAAAAACAAAGUACCAGCGUCUUUUUUUCCAUUUUGUACAGCAAAGUACCGCAGCAGCACGUCUGUCCUCAUAGCAUUUAAAAAGGCCUGUGCAUUUCCAAACAUUGUUGUAGUCCUUCAUUUUUUUAUUUUUUUUAUUUUUUACUUUUUGUUUGUUUGUUUGUUUGUUUUUAAAAUUUCCGAAUCUUAAGUUACAAGAGAGGAGAUCUCCCCCUCCCGUUUCAGCACCAGGACGUCCGGUGCGUGGUUAGCAGAUCUUGUGUGAGUUGUGGAGGUGCUGAAGAAUACGAUUCUACGAGAGUCACGAUGAGUACACGAGGCGAAGCAGCCGGUCAGUCCUCCGCAGCACAGGAUCAACCUGCAGCACCGGAGCCUCAGAAGAGAGGUCGGGGCAGACCGAGGAAACAGCAGCAAGAACCAACUGGAGAGCCUGCUCCUAAACGGCCAAGGGGGAGACCUAAAGGAAGCAAAAACAAAGGCCCCUCCAAAGCAGCUCAGAAGGAAGCUAAUGACGCUUCUUUGAAAAUGGCUGCCUAUAUGGAUGAUUCGAGAUCAAGCAUUGUUUUGGUUCGUCUUUUCUCAGCAAAAGCAGAGGCCACAGGAGAAAAGAGACCCAGAGGCAGACCCAGGAAAUGGCCACAGCAAGUGGUCCAAAAGAAGCCUGCUCAGGAAGAAGCCGAGGAGAGUUCCUCGCUCGACUCUGCCGAGGAGGAUUAAGAAACCACAGCAUGUGCCUUCUACCUCAUUCAGCAGCCACGUCUUUCGAAGGGGAAAGACACGGCCUUGACCACUUAUUUUCGAUUUCUAUGGUCUUUCCACUUUCUUUUUUUUUUGCCUGGGAAAAAAAAAUAAAAAAAUCACACAUAAAACCUCAAACACACACACACACUCACACACACACACACACACACACACACACACACACACACACACACACACACACACACACACACACACGGCUUUUUUACUUAACCACCUUCUCUUGUCUUUGCAGUCCCAAGGGUUAGUGAAAAAACUAAACAACUGCUGUAGCACAGGGAGUAAGGAUUGAAAAUGCAACCUUUAAUUACUGUUCCCUCUUCUUAAUCUAUCAAUGGAGUUCGUUUGGGCUGCUACAUCAGGGUGAGUGGGUCGGCUUUGAAUCCGGUUUAGUCAUUCACUGCACUGCGUAAAAACAAGGAAACUCAAAACAUACGUGGUUAAUUAUAUGGCCAUUCUUAGAGGAAAAGCAUAAUGUAUGUCAAUGUAUAGGCCUUAAAUAGCACCAGCAACCCACUCCCUAACUUAGUAAAAAUAGAACACCAAAGAUGAGGGGAUAGAUUGCUCUUUUGUUCUAGAAUUUUUUUUAUUUUCAUUUUUUUACUUGAUAUAUAUUCACUUGCUGUAAUUUUGGAUUGAACUUUAGGGCUGAAUUGUCACUUAAUUUUGCUAAUAAUAGAAUCAUGUAAAUAGUUCCAUACAGUCCCAGGGAAAAACAGUGAGUGUUCCACACACUCUGUCACGCACAAUCACACUCACACACAAUCGCACUCACACUUACUCACACACACAAAACACGGACACACUCAAUCAGUGAAUGAGCUGUCGUAAAAGUUGUCUGCAGGAACAAAAAAAUGACUAAGGCAGAAUCUUUCUCAGGUCAGUUAUAAGAACAGAAUAUUUUCGCUAUUUAAAAAAAAAACGGGGUUUGAAACCAAGACACCUCUGAUUUACCCUACGUACUGUAAUCACAGUGACUGCAGCUAAACUGAAAGCUUUUGAACAAUUUGGCUCUGGAGAAAACGUCCACCUUUUCACAGUUUGAAAGGGAAUUCCACAUCCUCAUUAUUCAGUCUCAUUUCGAGUACAUUUUACCUCAAGACAGUGACGUAUGAUUUCAGCGAUACCGUGCCAUAGGAAGACUUGCUCACGGUAAUGCAGUUUGUAACACUUUUAGUGUCUGAUGCAAUCCACUAUUUCAAACUACCUCUGAUUAUUACAGUAGUAAUUACUCGCUGCUAUACACAUAUAAUGCAGGAACUCAUUGUGGGCAGUUUAACCCUGAUGCCUGGGAUCUUCUCAUUCUUUUUUUUACACUACAAUUGCAACUAAGGGAACAAUAGCUGAAGCGCUGUUGUAAUAUUAACCGUCUAACAAGAUGCCUUCCUCCAUUCUUCACAGCUAGGACUUCUGUGUAAUGUAUUGUUAACUUGAAUAUAUUUUUGUACUGAUUUACUCAUAGUUUUAAGCAUCAGGUUCUUGUUUGACACUACAUGAAAUAAUUUUAACCUGUAAUGUUUUGCUUUUUUAACAUUUUUUUUUACUGUACCUCAUAAAAAUUGUUGAAAAGAAAUUGACUAAUCAGUUGACAAAGACCUACCUCCAGUCAUUUAAAAAAAAAAGAUUUGUAUUGUAACUUUCAGCAUUUUCUUUUUUUCCUGACGAUGUUAUCAAAACAUUAUUAGGAUUGCAACUGAUCCCUCAUCAAACUGUUUUUGUAACAGAAAUAUGUCUGAAACAAGUACAUUUCAAAUCAAGUGAGAAAAAAAAUAAAAAUAAAACCUUCAAAGAAAACUUGAAGCUUUGUAGGUAUGACAGCCCGAGCUCAGCUUUUGUAUAAUGCAAUAAUGAACAUGUUUUAAAUGAGUAGACACAUGCCAGAUAUACUUGAUCAGUGAUCUCAUGCACACAAAUGUGAUUUUGUAAUAUGGUUCAACCAGAUGUAUUUUUAAAAUGCUUAUUCCACUUUCUGCUCGUCAAUGUGGCAACUUGCAGUUAUUUUUUAACAUUGUAUUUUUUUUUUUACUAGGCCAGGGGUAGUAUCUCAGGAGGGCUUGUUCACACAGUAGGACUUCAGCGCUUAGCCACCAUACCACCAUAGCCUUGCAAUGCCUGGCUUCUUUAAGAGGUAUUUAUUGAGUACCUCUUUACACAUUACUGACUUAUACAAACCAUUGAGGUAAUGAUGCUCCUGUCACAGAGCUCCAAGGCAUUUGCAUUUUAUUUCAUAAAUAUACUUGAGUUCAACAAAAGCCUUUUUACCUUUUUUUUUCUUUACCUCAUUGUUGAAUGAAUGCAAAUCUGUGGCAGCCACUGUUGAUAUUGUAUAUAAUAUAUUUACACACUAUGGCUGCUUUAUUAGGAACUGUACCUAGUUUUGGGGUUUGGCUAUUGUUUGUUACAGCCUUGACACAACUUGAAAUCGACUCCACAAGGUGCUGGAAGGUGUCUUGAGGGAUGUUGAUCCAUUCAGUCAAUAAUAAUAUCAAUAAAAGCAUCAUGUUGUUCAUCCCAGACAUGCCUAAUUGGGUUGAGAGCCGAGGCCCGUCGUGCCCAUGGAAUAUGCUUGACGUCUCUGUCAUGCUUCUCAAACCAUUCGCUGGAAGAUGCUUGAUGUCUCUGUCAUGCUUCUCAAACCAUUCGCUGGAAGAUGCUUGAUGUCUCUGUCAUGCUUCUCAAACCAUUCGCUGGAAGAUGCUUGACGUCUCUGUCAUGCUUCUCAAACCAUUCGCUGGAAGAUGCUUGACGUCUCUGUCAUGCUUCUCAAACCAUUCGCUGGAAGAUGCUUGACGUCUCUGUCAUGCUUCUCAAACCAUUCGCUGGAAGAUGCUUGAUGUCUCUGUCAUGCUUCUCAAACCAUUCGCUGGAAGAUGCUUGACGUCUCUGUCAUGCUUCUCAAACCAUUCGCUGGAAGAUGCUUGACGUCUCUGUCAUGCUUCUCAAACCAUUCGCUGGAAGAUGCUUGACGUCUCUGUCAUGCUUCUCAAACCAUUCGCUGGAAGAUGCUUGACGUCUCUGUCAUGCUUCUCAAACCAUUCGCUGGAAGAUGCUUGACGUCUCUGUCAUGCUUCUCAAACCAUUCGCUGGAAGAUGCUUGACGUCUCUGUCAUGCUUCUCAAACCAUUCGCUGGAAGAUGCUUGACGUCUCUGUCAUGCUUCUCAAACCAUUCGCUGGAAGAUGCUUGACGUCUCUGUCAUGCUUCUCAAACCAUUCGCUGGAAGAUGCUUGACGUCUCUGUCAUGCUUCUCAAACCAUUCGCUGGAAGAUGCUUGACGUCUCUGUCAUGCUUCUCAAACCAUUCGCUGGAAGAUGCUUGACGUCUCUGUCAUGCUUCUCAAACCAUUCGCUGGAAGAUGCUUGACGUCUCUGUCAUGCUUCUCAAACCAUUCGCUGGAAGAUGCUUGACGUCUCUGUCAUGCUUCUCAAACCAUUCGCUGGAAGAUGCUUGACGUCUCUGUCAUGCUUCUCAAACCAUUCGCUGGAAGAUGCUUGACGUCUCUGUCAUGCUUCUCAAACCAUUCGCUGGAAGAUGCUUGACGUCUCUGUCUUGCUUCUCAAACCAUUCGCUGGAAGAUGCUUGAGGUCUCUGUCUUGCUUCUCAAACCAUUCGCUGGAAGAUGCUUGAUGUCUCUGUCAUGCUUCUCAAACCAUUCGCUGGAAGAUGCUUGACGUCUCUGUCAUGCUUCUCAAACCAUUCGCUGGAAGAUGCUUGACGUCUCUGUCAUGCUUCUCAAACCAUUCGCUGGAAGAUGCUUGACGUCUCUGUCAUGCUUCUCAAACCAUUCGCUGGAAGAUGCUUGACGUCUCUGUCAUGCUUCUCAAACCAUUCGCUGGAAGAUGCUUGAUGUCUCUGUCAUGCUUCUCAAACCAUUCGCUGGAAGAUGCUUGAUGUCUCUGUCAUGCUUCUCAAACCAUUCGCUGGAAGAUGCUUGACGUCUCUGUCAUGCUUCUCAAACCAUUCGCUGGAAGAUGCUUGACGUCUCUGUCAUGCUUCUCAAACCAUUCGCUGGAAGAUGCUUGACGUCUCUUUCAUGCUUCUCAAACCAUUCGCUGGAAGAUGCUUGACGUCUCUGUCAUGCUUCUCAAACCAUUCGCUGGAAGAUGCUUGAUGUCUCUGUCAUGCUUCUCAAACCAUUCGCUGGAAGAUGCUUGACGUCUCUGUCAUGCUUCUCAAACCAUUCGCUGGAAGGUGCUUGAUGUCUCUGUCAUGCUUCUCAAACCAUUCGCUGGAAGAUGCUUGAUGUCUCUGUCAUGCUUCUCAAACCAUUCGCUGGAAGAUGCUUGACGUCUCUGUCAUGCUUCUCAAACCAUUCGCUGGAAGGUGCUUGACGUCUCUGUCAUGCUUCUCAAACCAUUCGCUGGAAGAUGCUUGACGUCUCUGUCAUGCUUCUCAAACCAUUCGCUGGAAGGUGCUUGAUGUCUCUGUCAUGCUUCUCAAACCAUUCGCUGGAAGAUGCUUGACGUCUCUGUCAUGCUUCUCAAACCAUUCGCUGGAAGAUGCUUGAUGUCUCUGUCAUGCUUCUCAAACCAUUCGCUGGAAGAUGCUUGACGUCUCUGUCAUGCUUCUCAAACCAUUCGCUGGAAGGUGCUUGAUGUCUCUGUCAUGCUUCUCAAACCAUUCGCUGGAAGAUGCUUGACGUCUCUGUCAUGCUUCUCAAACCAUUCGCUGGAAGGUGCUUGAUGUCUCUGUCAUGCUUCUCAAACCAUUCGCUGGAAGAUGCUUGACGUCUCUGUCAUGCUUCUCAAACCAUUCGCUGGAAGGUGCUUGACGUCUCUGUCAUGCUUCUCAAAACAUAUUCAAACUAUCCUGGCUCAGUGAGUGGGUGCAUUAUUGUCUUGAAAGUAGCCAUCACCAUCAGGGUCCAAGUGCAGCAUUGUUGGACAAGAUCCGCAACAAUGCUUAAUUAAACUACAGCAUCUGUUUGGGCUUCCCAGAGUAAUCAGGGGACCAGGGUAUACCAGGUGGCCAUGUCCCACACCAGGGCAAUGCCAAAUCAGUCGCGUAGAUCCAUCCUAAUAGAGUGGCCAUGCAGUGGGUAGAGAUAUUGAGGCUUUUAGCUCUGGGAGACUUACAGACGCUAAUGAAGUUGAUCUUGUAUUUACUAUACAUGUUGUAGUACAAUCAAAAUACACAUUACUACCUCCAAGGGCCUUCUAUUACCUCAGUUUCAAUCUGAAUAUCUGCUUAAAUGCACGUGGCCAGAGGAACAGCAAGAACAUCAUAAAAUUUUUAUAUAUAUAGUUUAUUUUUGUGGGGGAUAAAUUUUAUAAGACUGUUCUUUGCUGCCUCUUUUGCCACUGCUAGAUAAGACUGGACAUUUAUCCUUUAUUUUAUUUUUAUUUUUUAUUCUACAUUUUAUGCAAUACAGUAGUUGCAUUAGCAGGGGGAAAGUAUGAAAUGCUUAACUGCAGUUUGUUUGCCUUUUCCCUAUACUAUUUGAGUCUUCUAGCUGGCUUUUCUGUUCACAUAGAGUUGCUGUCUUUGAUUAUACUUUGAAUUGCUUUGCUUGUUAAAACAUUUGUUUAAUGGAUUAUCACAACCUUGUUCAGAACAUUAAACUGUAUAACCUC